Thlaspi arvense is the source of this 483-nucleotide messenger RNA. Lineage: Eukaryota; Viridiplantae; Streptophyta; Magnoliopsida; Brassicales; Brassicaceae. The record is from the annotation of a GenBank genome assembly.
GCAUGGAGGUUGUGGAAUGAAGACGAAAUUUUGACUCUUAUAGACCCAAGAAUUUCUUAUCAAGGCUUUAGAAAUAAAAUCUUGAGAUACUUGCAUGUUGGUUUGUUAUGUGUGCAAGAAUUUGCUGCUGAUAGACCGACCAUUUCAAGGGUUCUUUCAAUGCUAGGUAGUGAAACUGCAGUGCUUCCCUCACCAAAUCAACCUGCAUUUACUGAGAGAUAUACCUCAUGUUGGAAUGAUUCUUCACAACAAGGCCAUCAAAGAUGUUCUGUGAAUGAUGUCACUCUUACAGUUUUUCAUCAAGAUAUCUUUUUCUUCUACAAGCAUGUUUUGGUUGAAGUUUUGAAGCCAGACAAUCCUUAUUCUAGUUUCCCCAAAUACCUUGUUGAAAGCUUUUUACAGAAAGGAGUUUUAGAUAUGAUGCAAAGUUCGAAGGUUAAUUUCAAUUUCAAUGAACAUUUUGAGCUUGACGACAUGACCUAA